GAACUCGGAGUCUAACGGCUCCGGUGGCCACUUCGAGGCGCCGGGCCUCUUUGAGAAGUGCACUAUCCAUCCCCUCCCCCUUCGCCUCCUUUCCACACUCACGGAACCUACAACCAGACACACUUCCGCCGCACAUCCUCUCCAACCCGGAACGAUUAGAGCGGAGGACUCGGGGAGGUCGUCUGAAGGCUGUGUACAAGAUGGCGGUGGCACUGGCGGUUCCUCGUCUGGCCCGUUAUGGAUUAUUUAGUUUUCGACCCAGCACAGCCCUCCAGGUUCAACUGAUCCAUCAGAGUUCGGUGACAGAUGCAAGCAGCCCUGUUCCAGAAGGAAAGAAGAGUAGGGCAGUAGUCUCUAAAUCCUCCUCACUUCCAAGCAGCAAGGGGGAGUAUGUGAUCACCAAACUAGAUGACCUGAUCAACUGGGCCCGGCGGAGUUCCUUGUGGCCUAUGACCUUCGGCUUGGCGUGCUGUGCUGUGGAGAUGAUGCACAUGGCGGCUCCCCGCUAUGACAUGGACCGGUUUGGGGUGGUGUUCCGGGCCAGCCCCCGGCAGUCAGAUGUGAUGAUUGUAGCUGGCACCCUCACCAACAAAAUGGCCCCGGCUCUCCGAAAGGUGUAUGACCAGAUGCCAGAGCCUCGCUAUGUAGUCUCCAUGGGAAGUUGUGCUAAUGGCGGAGGAUAUUACCAUUACUCCUAUUCCGUAGUGAGAGGCUGUGACCGCAUUGUGCCCGUGGAUAUCUAUGUCCCAGGCUGCCCGCCCACGGCUGAAGCGCUGCUCUAUGGGAUCCUGCAGCUCCAGAAGAAGAUCAAACGGGAGAAGAGGCUCAAGGUGUGGUACCGGCGGUGAUGACGGCCCCUCGGGCAGGCAGCAGGGACGGGCCCCUGUUUGUGACCUCCUGCCAUGUGAAUGUCAAUAAAAUACCCAGAUAAUAGACGCUUUGUCUGUGCUUGGUAGUGACAGAGAUACCCAGGGCAGCCUGGUGUGGGGAAUGGACAGGACCCUGGAUUGGCAGUCAGGGCUUGUGCUCAGUUCCACAGGGCCUCAGUUUUCCCAUCUUGUCAAGUUAGUGUUGACCUUAGAGCUCUUUGUCCCAUGUUUGUGUACCAAAAGCACACAGUGGGUCUUAGGCUGGAUAGGACUAAAGGCAAGACCAGGAGGUCAAUUUCUUGGGACUGGAUCAAUAGCUGAUCCAUUUCUGGGCAGGCAGGGUACCAGUGCAACCUGGGAGACUGACUGAGGGAGGGGGAUACCCAAGGCAUCCUCACUGGUGGAGGUCAUCGCCAUUCACUACCCUAAGCACGGGUCCUCCGGGGGAAAACCCAGGCCCUCAUCCUGCCAGACAGAGGAGGACCACUGCUGGUCAAGGUGCACCUUACUAAAGGAUGUGUGGAUGACAUUUUUGUCAAUCAGAUCUUCCUAAUAUAUAUUAAGAUGGCUCAUUUUCAAGGAAUAUUGGCGAGUCCCUUUGUAAAGUGGAGAAUCCUCUGUGACUUUGAUAUAGUAGAUACUCAUUCAAUAAAUGCUUCUUGGUGAUAAUGA
Molecule: messenger RNA, 1541 nt
Organism: Antechinus flavipes (yellow-footed antechinus)
Lineage: Eukaryota; Metazoa; Chordata; Mammalia; Dasyuromorphia; Dasyuridae
Gene: NDUFS7
Product: NADH:ubiquinone oxidoreductase core subunit S7
Exons: 8
Coding region: 201-848 (215 amino acids)
Biological process (GO): mitochondrial respiratory chain complex I assembly; electron transport coupled proton transport; aerobic respiration
Molecular function (GO): NADH dehydrogenase (ubiquinone) activity; quinone binding; 4 iron, 4 sulfur cluster binding
Source: RefSeq, a predicted model, not a curated record